Molecule: messenger RNA, 4687 nt
Organism: Cottoperca gobio
Lineage: Eukaryota; Metazoa; Chordata; Actinopteri; Perciformes; Bovichtidae
Gene: ankrd28a
Product: ankyrin repeat domain 28a
Exons: 28
Coding region: 458-3610 (1050 amino acids)
Biological process (GO): positive regulation of transcription by RNA polymerase II
Cellular component (GO): nucleus
Molecular function (GO): transcription cis-regulatory region binding; protein binding
Source: RefSeq, a predicted model, not a curated record
CGGCCCCCGUCCACGCUAAUCACAGUGUCUCUCUGCGUAUGCGUGUGUUCCUGGCUGCAGCACAGCAGUGAGGAUAUGUAGCUUCCUGUGCGCUGCUAGGCAGCACAAGCUCAUUCUGCCGCAUGCCGCUUACUGCCACCAUUACGCAGAGGAAUUCCCUGCUGUCUCCGCUACUGCUGUUCAUAGAGAGUGAGAGCGUUGGCUAGAGAGAGGAGGAGAAGAGAGAGGAGACAUGCAGCAAAGCAACACUGGCAGAUAGAGGACACAGCUGGAGUUCAUAUUGGAUUUUACAUGAAGAUGUGCAGCGUUUGUUUACGAGGAAAUCUCUCUGUUUAUCGGAUUUAUUGCUGACGUUUGUGCUCCUGAAUUGCGCACGUAUGUAAGAGGGAACACAGUGUAUUUAUGUGUGAGAGAGAGUGUGAGUGAUUGUGUCUGUGUGUGUGUGUGUUUGUUCCUGAUGCGGUCAGAGCGGGCUAGUCGUGUGUGUAUCGUGGUGCUGGAGGAGGUGGAGGAGGAUGAGCCCUCCUCUUCACCCCCAUCUCCCCGGCCCAAAUCAUCCCCAGAACGCAGAUCCCAUCAUGCCUCUCGAAGGGCUGCCGCUCAGGAGGACAAGCCGUCUCUGUUAAGAGCCAUCUUCAACGUGGACCCAGAUGAAGUUCGCUCCCUCAUAUUCAAGAAAGAGGAUGUCAACAUUCAGGACAAUGAAAAGAGGACGCCUCUUCACGCUGCAGCCUACCUGGGAGACGCUGAGAUCAUUGAACUGCUCAUCCUCUCAGGAGCCAGAGUUAAUGCCAAAGAUAACAAGUGGUUGACUCCUCUUCACCGAGCUGUCGCCUCUUGUAGUGAGGAUGCGGUGUCAGUGUUGCUGAAGCACAGUGCGGAUGUUAACGCCCGAGACAAGAACUGGCAGACGCCGCUCCAUGUUGCAGCUAGCAACAAGGCAGUGCGUUGUGCCGAGGCUUUGGUCCCGCUGCUUAGCAACGUCAAUGUGUCUGACCGGGCGGGACGCACUGCCCUGCACCACGCUGCCUUCAGUGGACAUGUAGAGAUGGUGAAGUUGCUGCUGUCUCGAGGAGCUAACAUUAAUGCAUUUGACAAGAAGGACAGGAGAGCCAUCCACUGGGCAGCCUACAUGGGUCACCUGGAGGUGGUGAAGUUAUUGGUAGCCAGUGGAGCAGAGGUCGACUGUAAGGACAAAAAAGCCUACACCCCGCUCCAUGCAGCUGCCUCCAGUGGCAUGAGCAGCACCGUGCACUACCUGCUGAGCCUUGGGGUCCACGUCAAUGAGGUGAACGGCUAUGGCAACACUCCGCUCCAUUUGGCCUGUUACAAUGGACAGGAUGUGGUGGUCAGUGAGCUUAUAGAGGCAGGGGCCAACGUCAACCAGGUGAAUGAGAGGGGUUUUUCUGCUCUCCACUUUGCCUCCUCUUCACGCCAGGGGGCGCUGUGUCAGGAGCUGCUGUUGGCCCACGGAGCUCACAUCAACAUGCGGAGUAAGGAUGGUAAGACUCCCCUCCACAUGGCAGCUACACAUGGAAGGUUCUCCUGCUCUCAGGCUCUCAUCCAAAAUGGAGCUGAGAUUGAUUGUGAGGACAAGAGCAGAAACACUGCCCUUCACAUCUCUGCCCGCUAUGGCCAUGAGCUCAUCAUCACAGCACUCAUCAAACACGGAGCCAACACCACCAAGAGAGGCAUCCAUGGGAUGUUCCCUCUACACCUGGCAGCUCUCAGCGGCUUCUCAGAUUGCUGCAGGAAGCUGCUGUCCUCAGGGUUUGACAUAGACACCGCUGAUGACUUUGGAAGGACCUGUCUAGCAAGCAUCAACGAGCUGGACCAGAGAGGCUGCAGCCCCCUGCACUACGCUGCUGCAGCUGACACGGAUGGAAAGUGUGUGGAGUACCUGUUGAGGAACGAUGCUGAUCCAGGAGUGCGAGACGGACAGGGUUACAGUGCGGUGCACUAUGCCUCAGCUUAUGGACGCACACUCUGCCUGGAACUGAUGGCAAGUGAAACACCUCUUGAUGUGUUAAUGGAAACAUCAGGAACAGACAUGCUGAGUGACUCAGAGAGCCAGGCCCCCGUCAGUCCACUCCACCUGGCGGCGUACCAUGGACACUGUGGAGCUUUAGAGGUUCUGUUGUCGUCCCUGUUGGAAGUGGAUGUUUGCAGCCCAGAGGGCCGGACCCCUCUCAGCCUGGCCAGCUCCAAGGGUCACCAGGAGUGUGUCUCCCUGCUGCUGCACCAUGGCUCCUCACCCAUGACCCGGGACUACACACACAAAAAGACAGCCAUACAUGCUGCAGCUAUGAAUGGCCACCCAGAGUGCCUGCGCCUGCUCAUGAGCAACAACGGCCAACACAUUAAUGUGGACAUACAAGACACCAACGGACAGACUCCUCUGAUGUUGGCAGUGCUGAAUGGACACACAGAGUGUGUGUACUCAUUACUCAGUCAGGGAGCCACUGUGGAGCUUCAGGACCGCUGGGGGAGGACGGCACUACACCGAGGGGCGGUGACAGGCCAGGAGGAGAGUGUGGACGCCCUCCUCCAGCGGGGGGCCAGUGUGUGUGUCCGAGACAUCCGGGGCCGUUCCCCUGUUCACCUGGCAUCCGCUUGCGGCCGUGUGGGUGUCCUGGGUGCCCUGCUGCAGGCCACCGUCACCACCUCACACAAUCAGACACACCUCACUGACAACCAGGGCUACACCCCACUGCACUGGGCCUGCUACAACGGAUACGAUGCUUGUGUGGAGGUGUUGUUAGACCAGGAGGUGUUCAAGAAGAUUAAGGGCAACUCUUUCAGCCCACUGCACUGUGCUGUUAUGAGCGAUAACGAGGGAGUGGCUGAGAUGUUAAUUGACUCCCUGGGCACAACUAUUGUUAACACCAUUGACCCCAAGGGCAGGACCCCCCUUCACGCUGCAGCUUUCUCCGACCAUGUGGAGUGUGUUUCCCUUCUGCUGAGCCACGGAGCUCAGGCUAACGUAGUCGACACACACACACACUGCACACCGCUGAUGAUGGCAGCUGUAAACGGACAGACCAAUACUGUGGAGAUGUUGGUGAGCAGUGCUAAAGCAGACUUCACACUACAGGAUACAAACAGGAACACAGCAUUACAUCUGGCGUGCAGCAAGGGUCAUGAGACGAGUGCCUUGUUGAUUCUAGAGAAGAUCAGCGACAAGAACCUCAUCAACUGCACCAAUACUUCUCUCCAGACGCCCCUGCAUGUAGCUGCCAGGAAGGGAUUGACGGUGGUGGUGCAGGAGCUGCUGGGGAAAGGAGCCAGUGUGUUAGCAGUGGACGAGAACGGUUACACUCCAGCUCUGGCCUGCGCUCCCAACCGUGAUGUGGCCGACUGUCUGGCGCUCAUCCUCAACUCCAUGAUGCCCACCUCCCCUAUGGUCACCAUAGCAGCUUUGCCUGCACAUUCUCUCACUCAGACAGUCAUCAACCACCACCCGACCAACAACCACGUCUCCAAAGGCGUGGCCUUCGACACCCUUCCCCCUCUGAGGCCUGACCUUGCCUCCUACUGCAGACCGGAGCGCCCGCUGUCCUCCAUCACUGGGGACGAUGAACUGAAUGACUCAGAUUCAGAGACGUACUGAGGACCUGCUAUUGGACAGAGCCCCACAAUACUGGCAGGCUAGCCAGCCACUCAGGAGCCUUAAUAGACCACUGACAAGGAGCUACAAGAGAGAAAAGAGGGAGAAGAUAGAGCCAGUGUGCAGAUUAUUUUUAGGUAAACUACUUCAAAUCUAAAAAUAACCCCUUGUAGUAAACCACGUUUGUUUCCUUAAGGUGCAGACUCAUGGGGGUGGAAAAUAAUGUACUAAAAUAUAGAAUAAGGUGAAUACGCACUACAUUUCUCUCAGACAGCAUCACUGUAUGGUCAGUAACAUGGCCUGUGUCUUUUUUUAAUUUAAAGCAAUGUUGUUUUUCUUUUUAAAUGAAGCUCCUACUCUUUGCUCAUACUUUAUAGAGGGCUUACCUUUUCCACAGUUUUCCUUCAACUAUUACUACUAGAAGAGCAUCUACUGAAAAAAAAAAAAGCUUCAGAAGACUCCUUUUUUUGGCACGAUUGUCUAAAGAAAAAAAAACGAGGGACAAUCUUAUGGGACCAGGAGAUUGAUUAUUGUUUUCUCAACUGUGCUUUUUGAGUUUUUAUUAAGAGCCUUCAUGGCAGACACUGGUGGCUGUCAGUCACGCACAUUUGUGAUGCUGGGUCAUUGUUAUUGAACCACUUUUCAAUUCCUAGGAGAGGAAAUCACUAUUGAAUCCUAUGAAUUUAUUCCAAGUGGAGACUGAGGACGGCAGGUGGAUGUAAGACCCAUUUACUGUACGAUGAUUGGUCCAGGAGUCGGAUGAUUGACGACCCGAAUGAGUGGCUCAAGGAACUUUGAACUUGCAAUGCUGUAACUACUCAAUGUCUGUACUGUGUGUGUGUGUGUGUGUGUGUGUGUGUGUGUGUGUGUGUGUGUGUGUGUGUGUGUGUGUGUGUGUGUGUGUGUGUGUGUGUGUGUGUGUGUGUGUGUGUGUGUGUGUGUGUGUGUGUGUGUGUGUGUGUGAGAGAUAAAUAAAUAUUGCCUUUUUAGGAACAAGCAACUUUCAGGCACAGGAUGAACGCUACUGGUGCAAUGUUUGUAAAGAUUAAGUAAUGAACAAAUAAAGAUAUUUGUUUCUGA